UCCAAAUAUAAUUUUCAACUUAAUCCACCAAAAUGUAAAUUAUUCCAUCAAAAAAUUGAUUAUCUAUCACAUAUUAUAUCAGAAGAAGGUUUUCAACCAAAUAAUGAUAGAAUACAAUCAAUUAUGAAUUUAAGGGAACCUUCUACAUUAGUGGAAGCAAAUAAGUUCCUGGGCGGUUUAUCAUGGUACAGAAAAUUUGUUCCUCGAUUUGCAUCAAUAGCUGCACCAAUACACAAGGUGACAAAUUUAACUAAACAGAAUCGAAAAAAUUUUAAAUGGGAACAACCACAACAUGAAGCAUUUUUACAAUUAAAACAAUUUUUAGUAACAACUCCAUUAUUUCUUGAUUAUCCAAAUGAUAAUUAUCCAGUUAUCUUGACAACAGAUGCAUCCAAAAUAGGUAUCGGUGGUACCUUACAACAAAAUAUUAAUGGUGAAAUUAAAAAUCUUUAUUAUCAUUCUCAAGUAACAUCUUCCACUCAAAAAAGAUAUGAUCCCAUUGAAUUAGAAGCAUUAGCAAUAUGGAUGUGCUUUCAACGUAUGCGGCCUUAUUUAUUAAAAAGAUCAGUUAUCAUCUAUACUGAUCAUUGUCCAUUAUGUAAUAUGAUGAAUUCAACAGUAAAAAAUCGAAGAGUUGAUCGUAUAUCAAUAUUAUUACAAGAAUAUGACAUCGAAAAAAUCAUCCAUAUUAAAGGUCAACAUAAUUGUUUAGCUGAUUAUUUAUCUCGUCAUCCAAUUCCAAGAGAAGAAGAAAUAUUCGAUGAAGAUUAUGAACAAGAUAAAAAUUCGACAACAAUUACACCAUCUCAAAAGAAUGUAACACCAUCAUCAGCUGUAGAUGAAGAAGAAGAUGAUCAAGGAAAAGAUUCUGCAUCUCAAGAUAUUCAGAAAUAUAGAUUUGAUAUGGAACAAUUAAAAGGUGAACAAGAAAAAGAUCCAGUUAUUCAACAGAAAAUUAUAGAAGUCAAGAAAAAUCCAGUUAAAUGUUCAUAUGAAUUAAAAGAUGGUUUACUAUAUAAAUUAUUAAUGAUGCGUGUUAAUUGUAAUACAAAGAAAAAAAUUAUAUGUUUACCAUCAUCUAUGAUUAACAAUCUUUUACAAGUUUAUCAUAGUGAUCCACUGAGUGGUCAUUUUGGUGUUCAACGAACAUAUUUGAAGAUCAAGAAUAUAUUUUGGUGGCCAGAUAUGAAGCAAUCCAUUACACGAUAUAUACAAUCGUGUUUACCUUGUCAACAAUAUAAUAUCACUCGUACGAAAAAACCUGGUAGAUUACAACCAAUUCCUCCACCUGAAGGACCAUUUCAAUUAAUUGGUAUGGAUUAUUGUGGUCCAUUGAAGCAAACACCUAGCGGGAAUCAAUAUGUAUUAUGCAUUACAGAUUAUUUUACAAGAUGGAUAGUAGCUGUUGCUGUACCUGAUUGCUCAGCACAAACAACUGCUGAAGCAUUUUUCAAGGAAUACAUUUGCAAGUAUGGGGUACCGGCAGUCGUACUAUCUGAUCAAGGUACACACUUCCACAAUCAGUUAAUGGAAGCAAUGUCAAAAUUAGUUGGAUAUGACCACACAUAUUCAACCACUUAUCAUCCACAAUCAAAUGGAAUGAUCGAAAGAUUUAAUGCUACAUUCAUUCCACAAAUUGCCAAGCUUCAAGAUAGAGAAAACAAUAAUUGGGAUGAAUUUUUAGCACCAGUAGUAUUUGCAUAUAAUACCGGAUGCCAUUCAACAACUCAAUAUUCUCCAUUUCAAUUAUUAUUUGGACGAGAACCAAGAUUACCCACUGAAGCACCAUUAUCAACAUUUACAUUUCGG
Adineta steineri is the source of this 1809-nucleotide messenger RNA. The record is from the annotation of a GenBank genome assembly. NCBI's taxonomy places the organism in Eukaryota, Metazoa, Rotifera, Eurotatoria, Adinetida, Adinetidae.